CGUGUGUAUCUGUCUUAUUAUUUCUGUGUCUGUGUUAUUAUUUCAGACAUCAGAUAUUUCUCAUCUAUAUUAAAUGUUUUCUACACAUUUGAUCAUUUUAGAAAAUGUUUGAAGGAUUUUUACACGCACCCCUGCUCUCAUCAGACAGAACCUCGUUUGGGAAACACUGGAGCUCUGACAGUUGUUCGUGCACAGCUGAAUGAAGUCACGAGAUAAUAAAUGAAGGUAAUGAAAUGAUAAUGUGUGUGAUGUAGAUUUUACCAGACUUUUAAUUCUGUUCUCUGUAUUUGCAGCAUUUUCAGGCUUAUACUUUCAGUAUUUACAGGCCUUUGCUCGAUGAAUCAGAAAGCUGUCCGAUAACAAACCAUAUCUGUGUGUGUGUGUGUGUGUGUGUGUGUGUGUGUGUGUGUUUAUUACCCUACCUCACUGCCCCUCCCCCUCUGCAGAAUAAACAGGUAGACCUGAAAGUGAAAGUGAGAGUCUCCAUUUAGUGUGGAGGGAAAAUACACCAUUUCAGGAGUAAAAACACAGGUUUGAUUUAACACACCGAUGUUGGAGUGAAGUAAACGUGUGUCCUGCUGUAAUCUGGAGAAGGAGACAUGACGUCCAACAUGAGUGUGUCUGGAAAACAGGACUUAAAGAAAGACGAGAGAAUGAUGGAGGGAAAGAGAUCAGACUCACCAGAACCCAGCUGUGUGUCCAUGAAGAGUGAUGAGUCAAUGGAUCGUCCACCUAAGUUCAGAGACGGAGCCAGUUCUCCUGAUGUGAGACCACAACAGAAGAAAUCAAACCUCAGCAGAAAUCAGUUGGACUCCAUAUUCAAGGCGUGUGUCUUUUUAAUGUGUGUAACUUGUGUGAGCUGGAACACAAAGUCAUCACUCGGAUAAAGAAUGAGCUGAAGAGGUUAAGGAAGCUCCUGAGUCCAGAUUACCCAGCAUGCACUGAGAGGGAGGUGGAGGAUGAGGAGGAUGUGCACAGUGUCAGAGACGGAGCGCUGAAGAUCACACUGCACGUCCUGAAGAACAUGAACCACACAGAUCUCGCAAACACUCUACACAACAAGUCUGUGGCCUCUGUGUAUCAGACAAAGCUGAAAUCCAACCUGAGAGAGAAGUUUAAAAGAAUUAAUGAAGGAAUCUCACAGCAUGGAAGUUCAGCACUUCUGAAUGAGAUCUACACAGAUCUCUACAUCACAGAGGGUUGGAGUGGAGACGUCAAUAAUGAACAUGAGGUGAGACAGAUUGAGACAGCGUCCAGGAGACCAGCAGCACAGGAGAAACCCGUCAAAUGUAAUGAUCUCUUUAAAGACGAGUCCAUCAGAACUGUGCUGACUAAAGGAGUUGCUGGAAUUGGAAAAACAGUCUCUGUGCAGAAGUUCAUUCUGGACUGGACUGAAGGAAAAGCAAAUCAGGACGUCACCUUCAUGUUUCCACUUCCCUUUAGAGAGCUGAAUCUGAUGAAGCAGGAACAUCUCAGUCUGAUGAAUCUUCUUCAUCACUUUUUCCCAGAAAUGAGAAAACUACAAUUACUAGACUCCUACAAAGUGGUGUUGAUCUUUGAUGGUCUGGAUGAGUGUCGACUUCCUCUGAAUUUCCAGAAGAAUGAGAGAUUGUGUGAUGUGACAGAGUCAGCCUCAGUGGAUGUGCUGCUGACAAACCUCAUCAAGGGGAAUCUGCGUCCCUCUGCUCUCCUCUGGAUAACCUCUCGACCAGGAGCAGCCAAUCAGAUCCCUCCUGAGUGUGUAGACCAGGUAACAGAGGUACGAGGGUUCAGUGACCCUCAGAAAGAGGAGUACUUCAGGAAGAGGAUCAGUGAUCAGAGCCUGUCCAAUAAAAUCAUCUCACACAUGAAGUCUUCAAGAUGCCUCCACAUAAUGUGCCACAUCCCAGUCUUCUGCUGGAUCUCAGCCACUGUUCUAGAGAGAAUUCUGGGUGAAGCAGAGAGUGGAGAGAUCCCCAAGACUCUGACUCAAAUGUUCACACACUUCCUGAUCUUUCAGAUCAAGCACAAGGACCAAAAGUACCAUCAGAAAUGUGACCCUGAUCCUCAGCAGACCAGAGAGAGUAUCCUGGCACUGGGAAAACUGGCUUUCCAACAGCUGGAGAAAGGAAACCUGAUCUUCUAUGGGUUUCACCUGGGGAAGGUGUUCAGCUUUGUACAUCUGAGUGUUCAGGAGUUUCUGGCUGCUUUAUACGCAUUUCUCUCCUUCAUCAGCAGAAAUGUAACAGAACAACAAACCACUGAUAUGUCUGAUCUUCUCACCAAGUCAAACAUGUCUGAUCUCCUCAGGAGUGCAGUGGACAAGGCCUUACAGAGUGAGAACGGACACCUGGACCUGUUCCUCCGCUUCCUUCUGGGUCUCUCACUGGAGUCCAAUCAGACUCUCUUACGAGGCUUAAUGCCACAGACAGGAAGCAGCUCUCUCAGCAAACAGGAAACAGUCAAGUACAUCAAGGAGAAGAUCAGGGAGAAUCCAUCUCCAGAGAAAUCCAUCAAUCUGUUCCACUGUCUGAAUGAACUGAAUGAUCAUUCUCUAGUGCAGGAAGUACAAACAUACCUGAACAGUGGAGAUAUCUGGUGUCUCAGGGGAACCAGUCUCUCUCCUGCUCAGUGGUCAGCUCUGGUGUUUGUGUUACUGAACUCAGAUCAGGAGCUGGAUGUGUUUGAUUUGAUUAAAUAUGACCCAUCAGAGGAAUGUCUUCUGAAGCUGCUGCCAGUGGUCAAAGCCUCCAGAAGAGCUGUUCUGUGUGUGUGUAAUCUGACAGAGGAAAGCUGUAGAGUUCUGUCCUCAGUUCUCAGAUCAAACUCCUCCAGACUGAGAGAACUGAACCUGAGUGACAAUAACCUGCAGGAUUCAGGAAUGAAGCUGCUCUCUGCUGGACUGGAGAACCCACACUGUACACUGGAGAUACUGAGUCUGCGUGUGUGUAAUCUAACAGAGGAAAGCUGUAGAGUUCUGUCCUCAGUUCUCAGAUCAAACUCCUCCAGACUGAGAGAACUGAACCUGAGUGUCAAUAACCUGCAGGAUUCAGGAGUGAAGCUGCUCUCUGCUGGACUGGAGAAUCCACACUGUACACUGGAGAUACUGAGGAUGUGGAACUGCAGUAUUACAGAUGAAGGUCGUGCUGCUCUGGCUUCUGCUCUGAGGUCAAACUCCUCAUCACACCUGAGAAAACUGAAUCUGAACAGUAGUAAUCCAGGAGAAUCAGGAGUGAAGCUGCUCUCUGAUCUACUGAAUUAUCCGCACUGUAACCUGGAGACACUACACAUUAAGUAUAAUAAACUCACCAGGACUGGCGUAUGACAGGAGUCUCAACUCAAACUUCUCCAGGAUACUGCAGUCUUGGUGAAGAGUUAGAACCCGUCCCACAUUUCCAGCAGUUUGGGAGCUGAAUCAUUAAACUUAAAGGGGCAGAGCAGAAACAAAGUCAAGAACAGGCAGAAGGUCAUACACAGGAGAAAUCAACACACGUAAUCAAAUAUCUGCUGUACAAAGCAACGGCAUCGAUCUGCCCCGGGGAUGGAGACUGACGAGGCUUACACGCCCGGAAAUGUACAGCCAACUCCUCCCAAAGCACGAGGCGGGAGCAGGCGUGUACGAGAUGUGGUCAUCCAAUGGCAAGCCGGAACAUGACGCAUUGCAGUGGACUGGGCUUAAAAGAGGAGGAGACAAAAGACACCCAUCGCCCCCCGACAAAGACACACGAAUGGCACACAGUACAAACAGAAAUACAACUGAGGACGUAACAAUGGUCAAGUAUCAAAUAAAAUGUAAACUUGCAUUGAUGAAGG
This is a messenger RNA of Ictalurus furcatus (blue catfish), 3792 nucleotides long. RefSeq names its product NLR family CARD domain-containing protein 3-like. Bases 1025 to 3304 code for a protein of 759 amino acids. The record is from RefSeq and is a predicted model, not a curated record. Lineage: Eukaryota; Metazoa; Chordata; Actinopteri; Siluriformes; Ictaluridae. Gene Ontology annotation, molecular function: protein binding. The transcript has 11 exons.